Messenger RNA from Gracilinanus agilis (Agile Gracile Mouse Opossum), 2074 nucleotides. It is a transcript of the gene DMBT1, whose product is annotated as deleted in malignant brain tumors 1. The record is from RefSeq and is a predicted model, not a curated record. NCBI's taxonomy places the organism in Eukaryota, Metazoa, Chordata, Mammalia, Didelphimorphia, Didelphidae. Gene Ontology annotation, cellular component: membrane. Bases 1 to 2004 code for a protein of 667 amino acids. The transcript has 14 exons.
AUGGGAACAAUUACAGGUUUGCCUCUGAUACUAGUGAAUGGAAAGAACAGGUGUGAGGGUCGAGUUGAGGUUCUUUACCAAGGAUACUGGGGUACUGUUUGUGAUGACGGCUGGGACACAAACGAUGCUGACGUCGUCUGCAGGCAGCUGAACUGUGGCCGCGCAGUGUCAGCCCUAGGAGGUGCCUCUUUUGGCCAAGGCUCAGGAAACAUUCUUCUGGAUGAUUUGAAUUGCUCUGGGACAGAAUCCUACCUGUCCACUUGCCCUCACCGGGGGUUCUAUAACCACAACUGUGGCCACAGUGAAGAUGCUGGAGUUAUUUGCUCUCUCUCAGGAAUUAGCAUAGAAACUACCACUGAAUCAACAAUUGAAUCCACACCUCCUGGGAUCACAGAAACAGUGUCCGAGGAAAAAACUUUACAUCAUCCAAAUAUAACUGCAACAGAUUCUGUUCUGUCCUUGACACUGGUGAAUGGAGGGGACAGAUGCCAAGGUCGAGUUGAAGUGUUGUACCAAGGAUCCUGGGGCACCGUCUGUGAUGAUAGUUGGGAUCUGAAUGAUGCCAACGUUGUCUGCAGACAGCUGGACUGUGGACAAGCAGUUUCGGCUCCAGGGAAUGCUCGAUUUGGUCAGGGCACUGGCAGAAUUGUCCUAGAUGAUGUGAGAUGCUCUGGAUAUGAAUCCUCCCUCUGGUACUGCCCCCACAAUGGGUGGCUCUCACACAACUGUCAGCAUAGUGAAGAUGCGGGUGUCAUCUGCUCAGGUCCUUAUACAACUCCUGACUACUUUACAAGCACACCAUCCUAUAUGUCACAAUCUUGUGGAGAAUUCCUUUCCCAGGCCUCAGGGAGUUUUUCCAGCCCAAAUUAUCCUGGGUACUAUCCCAACGAUGCCAACUGUGUCUGGGAUAUUGAAGUCUCAAACAACAACCUUGUGACCAUAGUAUUUGAAGAUGUGCAGCUGGAAGGAGGCUGUAAUUAUGAUUAUAUUCAGGUCUAUGAUGGACCUUACCAGACAUCCCCAUUAAUUGCACGAGUUUGUGAUGGAGGAAGAGGUUCCUUUACAUCUACAUCCAACUUCAUGUCCAUUCGAUUCAUCACAGAUAGGAGUGUCACAAGAAAAGGAUUCUGGGCUCGGUACUAUUCCACACCAUCCAAUGAUAGCACUUCUCUAGUAUGCUUACCAGAAGAAAUGAGAGCCACCAUCAGUAAAAGGUAUCUCCAGUCUCUGGGCUACAAUUCCUUGAAUUUUGGCUUGUAUAAUUCAUCCUGUCAGCCCACGGAAAACUCAAGCUAUUUCAUAUUUGUUAUACCAUAUAAUGGCUGUGGGACAAUAAAAUCUAUAAACAAUGAUACUAUCAACUACAGCAAUUUCCUCGCAUCAACUCAACCUAUUGGACAAAAUGGGGUAAUCACAAGACAUAAAAAUCUACACUUCCGUAUCAGCUGCAAAAUGCUCAGAAACACCUGGGUGGAAACUAUGUUUAUUACUAAUGAGACUGCUGAGAUCAAAGAGAUCCAAUAUGGCAAUUUCCACGUGGAAAUGUCCUUUUACCUAUCCUCUUCUUUCUUCCCGCCUAUGAAUAGUACACCGUAUAUUGUGCAGUUAGACCAGAAUUUGUACCUUCAAGCAGAAAUCCAGCACUACGAUUCCAACCUGGCAUUGUUUGUGGACACCUGCAUAGCAUCACCAAAUGCACAUGAUUUUAAGACUCUGACUUAUGACUUAAUCAGGAAUGGGUGUGUGAAAGAUAACACCUAUGUGACAUACUACUCACCAGUCCCAAGACAAGCUCGUUUUGGAUUCAGAUCCUUUGCCUUCCUGGAAAAAUUCCCUUCUGUUUACCUAAAGUGUAAAUUGGUGGUGUGUCAGGCAUACGAUUAUUCUUCACGAUGCUACAGAGGUUGUAUAACGAGAUCCAAAAGAGACACAAGUUCCUAUCAGGAGAAAGUGGAUGUUGUUAUGGGACCAUUCCAGCUUCAGAAAAAAGAAGACAAAAAUUGAAAUCUGAUCAAGAUGGCUGGACCAAGUAAAUCCCAGGAGGGUUCUAACCUCUCAUCUCUGAUGCUUUCUU